Molecule: messenger RNA, 5423 nt
Organism: Triplophysa rosa
Lineage: Eukaryota; Metazoa; Chordata; Actinopteri; Cypriniformes; Nemacheilidae
Gene: gvin1l2
Product: interferon-induced very large GTPase 1
Exons: 3
Coding region: 202-4788 (1528 amino acids)
Molecular function (GO): GTP binding
Source: RefSeq, a predicted model, not a curated record
AUGACAGUGCUAAUGGCAAUUCCACUUAAUGACAGCACAGCACACAGAUAACCAGGAGAGUAGUCCAACCACUGAACACAGCUUUUUAAGCUAAAAGGGACAACAGACCUAACCAUUAUGUCAGUCUAGCGAGUUUGGCCAGUUAUAACCUUCAAAGAAUCCCUCACACUCAGCACGUAAAGAACAUUACUCACUACAACAAUGUCUCUGCAUCGGAGGCCUAUCCCCGACCCCGGGACCCUAACAACUGAAAUAGUGUCUGAAACUGACAGGGACAAACAUAUUUUACUCCAAAUGCUGGAUCUUCACAGGGAAAAAGUGUUACCUCUGGAUCUUACAACAAUGCUGUACAUCAGCACUCCAUGCACUGAAGAUAAACUUCCUGAAGACCCAACAGAGCUGUCAACUGCCUUUCUCCGGCGCCUCUGGCUAUACAAUGCCCAAGCCCGCAACACCCACUGCAAAAAAGUAGCAGGAGCAUACGGUCUGAAUGUGGAUGAGAACACACAAUGUGUUAUCAAUCCUUUGGACCUGGUGGCUGCCGUCUAUAUGGCAACAAACAGUUUUCUACGGCAAGAGAUCGCCUACAGAAUGGUGCAAUGCAACUUUGCAGUGCCACUGUAUCUACCACCUGUUUAUCCAGAAAAGAAAGGAACCGUCCUCCUUGGUUCUUUUAGAGGCAUUUUUGGGGGGUGGAAGUCACCAUCUGAGAAAAUUAUCAUGAAGAACAUGGCCAAUUCUAGGAUGCCGUUUGUCUCCGCAAUGAGACUGGGUGACUGCAGCAUCUCAAAAUCUAGAGUCCUCAACACUGUGCUUGGGGGUCCACACAAGCGGAACAAAUGCUUUGUAAAUAGUGGCAUGGAUGGAGGGCAGCUCCCCCGAGUUCUCUCAGAUGGUUUGGUGGAGCUAUGCUGGAAUCUCCCUUCAGGAGGUAAUCAUGACAAUGUCUUUCCUCGUCCUGUACUAGUAGCUAAUCUCCGUGGAGAUGCAGCCAACUACAAAAAGCAGAUGAGUCUUCUGUGCUACACAUCUGCCGUCCUCAUAGUGUUCUGCAGAAGAUUUGGAGACACUGAGCGAGAACUGCUUGCCUCGUGGAGGGAUAACACAAGCCACAUGAUUCUAAUCGACUGCUCAAUGUCAGUAGAAGAGGAUGGUCGGGAGGACCAUGAGAAAUUCAAAGAAAAGCUGGUGAAGGAUUUAGAACUGCCUGAUGGAAUGGUGCUUUAUGGCGGUGAUGGUAAUGAGGAAAGAAUUGCAGACACCCUAAGAGAUGUUCUGAAUCACCUUAUUCCACACCUGCACACUGCAAACCUUGUUGGGACAGCUGGUAUGGCCAAUGAUCUCAACAUUAAUGUUGAUGAAGAUGAGAUUUGUCGAAUGGCAUUCAGCGAAGUCGAAGAGGUCCUAGGUGGAAUCGAAAAUGGAGUGCCUGAAUUUUUGGAGAACCAGCUGCCCCUCCAGGGUGCAGUGUGGAAACAGUUGUGUCAGCUGGAGAAGGAGGAAGGACGUCUGUAUACAACCCAAAGCUUAACAGAAGAGAAGGAAGACCUAAUUAAAAAUCUCCUUGAUUAUAAAUUAACCACAGCUAUGAGAGCUUUUCUUGCAGCUCUGUGUACACAUGACAUGACAAAGCGGGCAUUCUUCCUCUCUUGGAUGCGAGUGAAACUUGAAGUCAUGCAGUUGGAAAAGCUAUCCUUUUUUAAGGAAAUGAAUGGUGAGCAAAUACAAGAACAUUGCAUUGGACUUGACCACUUCCUACGAGAGAUGGGACUGGUCUACGAACGAUAUUUCCGUAGCCCAGACAGUGACCUGUAUGACAUGUUUCGCUUACCAUAUGUAGGUGCUGAACUACUCUUGUACGGAGUUCCCCUUGAGCUCUAUGAUGGGGAUGCCUCUGCAUUUCCCUUCAACUGGGUAUACAGCGUUCUUUAUGAAGUACACAAGCAGCUGCCACAGUUCAGUCGCAUGAGAGUAUUGACAGUCUUAGGUUUUCAGAACUCAAAGAACACAGAGGUUUUAUCUUCAUUGUUUGGUGUCAAUUUCUCAAAGUGGGGCAGAAAGCAUAUCAAAGGGGCAUACAUGCUUCUCCUCAGCCUUCCGGACAAGUUCAGAAUGGAGAUGAACUGUGAGUUUCUGAUGUUGAUUAACACCGAAGGUUUGAACCGGCAAGAUGCACAUCAAGCAAGAAGUCUUGUUCAUGACUGUGAACUGGCUACUUUUGUCAGUGGGCUGAGCGAUAUUACAUUGGUAAAUUUACCAGAUGAGGUUCAAGGUGGAACAAGAGUCAACAUUCAAAUUGCUAUCAAUGCACUUCUCUGCACAAAAGACUUCGAGAGAAAGACUGCCUUUCUGGUUGCUUCAGAGGGAGCAGGAAUGGAUGGAAAAAUCAUGAGUUAUGCAAUUGACAUACUAAGCACAGGUCAGUCCCCAGCUGAACCUCAAAAAGGAGGCAUAUGCCAUAACCGGACCAGCAACUCUGCAACUAUAAAAAAUGAUCAAAGCUACAGUGAUGCAGUUCUCAGACUAAAGCAAAGCCUGCUGGCAAUGUUCCAUGAAAAGGCAACAAAUGGCCAGCCAACCUGCUUGGGAUCAUUUAUGGAGCAUAUGUGCAACUUGUGGGAGUCAGUGAAAAAGGAAAAUGUUGCCAUAAAGUUUGGAGACACCGGUAAAAAUGAUGCCAUCAUUGGCGUCUGCGUAACACUUGCUCAGGGUGAGAAGCAGCUCAGUGAUCAAAUAGACUGUUGGGUGCAAGGGUUGGACAAUCAUAUAACAGAUUUAAAAGAGUCGGCAUCACGAUAUGGAGAGUCCUUGAAUAAAGAUGGCAUACUAAGAAUCCUAAAAGAAGAAGCAACUACCCAAAUAAAUACAGAGGGAGACAAAAUGAGGGCAAGUCUGUGGGACUACAUCAGGGAGAAAGAUGUUGAAAUUGCGCUUGUGGAAAAUUACAGAGCAAAGCUUCUCAAUAGAGCUGCCCUCGUUCAAGAGCAAAUGACAGCCGAUGUUGUUGCAAAAAUAGAGUCUGCGGCCAUCCGGCACGACUUGACAGUUGAGACACAACCCUUAUUUACAAAACUUGAAUCAGCCCUGGAUGUAAAGUUAGUUUCACUCAUGCAGACCUGCAAGAACACCGACUUCGUGAUUCAAGACAGGGAGCUUGAACAAGAAUUUGUAAAUGCCUGGGAAAGCAUGCCAUCCAACUUGAAGGAUUCCCAUCCAGAGACACAAGAAAUCUUUGCUAGGAUGGUGGAGAAGCUGAGGGAAAACCUUAACUAUCGUGGUCUGAAAAAGAAAAGGGUUAAACUCUGGAAUGCAAACCAACUCAAUGGUUUCACAGUGAGGAAUGCACAUUUCGCUUUGAACAGCAAGAUGAAGAAAACACUUAAAUACAACAAAGACGUUGCUCAAAGAUUCACCGAUAACUUGGUAGAGGACUGUGAUAGGAAAUUCUCAGACAAAAUCUGGCACAACGAGGGCUACUCAGACAGCUACAUGAGAGAGUUACUUGCAGUUGUGGAUAAGGGUCUAGAAGUUAUAAAAAUGGAGUCAUUCACACUGAAGCCCAAAUAUGAAGUGGACCUCAAAGGAUACAUCUGCAGCAAAGCAUCUAUGUCUUUUCAAGAAAUGCAGUACUCAAUCAUAAAGGAACAAGAAACGAAAGAGAGGUUCCUCAACGAGAUGAAGGAAAGACAUAAGCAGAAUUUCAUUCAGCAAUUCGGAAAGAGGCACCGGUGUCAAAAAGCAGCUGAAGCGUUCACCAACCUGUGUCUCAAACCAACAGCUGAAGACAUCAUCAACAGCAGCCUGGAGAAACAGAUAUUUAACAAUAUACUCCAGAAAGAAAAUGCAAGACUCUACAGCUCACCAAAGAAGUUUCAUUAUGGUCUUCUUAGAGACAUGCUGCUAAAGGACAGCUUUGAUAACUUCCAUGAAUACCUGCAGUCCCAUGAGAGAUUCAGUCGAAAGAGAAUAGAGAACUUUAUUAUAACACAUCUGUCCGGUUCUGUUAUGAUAGAAGACCGCAGGGAACAGCGAAUGCAGCAAAUAUUUGGAUGCAUGAAUAAGUGCAUUACUCAGGCAUCUGAUAGUAGUGUGGUCCAAUGCAAUGUAAGACAGUUACUGGAGGAAAUGUGCAUCAGCCUGAAGAGUCUAGAACAAGUCAAUGUGCCAACUCAAAUCUUGGAGAUACCUUUGUUUAACAUAACUGCAAGUCGUGACCAGUUCCUCAAAUAUCUACAGCAAUCAGUCUCUGAAUUGUCCUCUUCCAUCGCUCAGGAAUUUAUGGAGAAUGAUGACGUCAUUGAAGUCCCUGAUGACCUCCCUUACAAACUUCAGGGCAUGCUUUACAAAACAGUCAAAGGCUGUGACAAGCGAUGUCCUUUCUGCAAAGCUCCGUGUGACCUUGGAGAACGAGAACAUCAAGUGCACGAAGCUGUUGUGCAUCGACCCAAAGGUUUAGUGUGUUAUACCAAUGCCAACUCCACCACUCUAUCCCACAGCACUUGCUCUGCCGAUAUUGCUGGUAAGAACCAAUUUCAAAACAGACAUACAAAGGGCCAGUCUUUGCCCUUUAAGGAGUACCAGUCUAUCUACCCCGACUGGAACAUUUCCCCUGAGGAUCCUGGGAAUAACGGGCCUGCAAUCUACUGGAGAUAUGUGUUCAUGAGAUACAACAGUCAUUUUGCUAAAGAGUAUCAGUGUGCACCUGCAAGAUUACCUGUAGCUUGGGGGGAAAUCACUCAGGGAGUGGCACUACAGAGCCUGAGAGAGGCCUUUGAAAUUACAGAGUGACAGUAUAGUUCACUGCUAUGGGCUAUAUGCACACGUUACUUCCGCGUUUCACAGGAAGAACCCACGGCCCACCGCAGUGGUAUAUAGAAGUGCUGUUCUACCAUAUUUGAAAUAUUUGAAGUUUACAUAUGUCGUUAUAUCAUUCAAAUACUGGAGAACGCCACUUCUAUAUACCACUGCGGUGUGCCAAAUUUGCAUGUGCUAAAUUUAAUUUUCUCAGUUUCCCAUUUCUCUCUGCUUUAAGUCUCCCUAACUGAAAACUGCCGCAGGUUCUUCCGGUGAAACGCGGAAGUAGCGCGUGCAUAUACAGUAGCCCAUUAUUAUCUGUAUGACUAUGAUUCUGAUCAUUUCACUGUGCCAAAUUAAACAAAUUUUGCAUAAUAUAAUUCAAUAAGUUAAAUAUCACUUUACUAUACCUUGUGAUACACUUACCUGUUUGACCCUUAAACAUUCUCAUGAUUAGUUAAGUAUCAAAUAUAAUUACUCAUUUUUUAUUGUCAACAAAAUGUUUCAUAAAUAAAUGCUACAUCCAGUUGAUGCAGUUACUCCAUCACUAAUCUUGCUCUGAUACAUAAAAUAAUUUGAUUAAUAAUUUAGUUUCUCUCUCUCUCUCUCUCUCUCUCUCUCUCUCUCUC